AUGGAAGAACCCUCCCUGCAUGGCGGCAUUAAAAGUGGCAACUUUGAUGACCACUCUGGCGUCAAGCCAGCUGCAGACGAGGGCGGCAACAAUGUCGACGACCCGCCGCCUAUACCGAGCGCGAGCUCGUCCAUACAGCUGACUGAUGAACGGUCGGCGGGCGAGUCUCGCUUGGGAAAUACAUCUGAAUUGAAGAAUGGAGAUGGAGAGGGGGAUGUGAAUCGUCGUGCUCACACCUUAGCACGUGCCGAUGUUGCCAGUGAGCUGCAGACCAGUCUCGAGACUGGCUUGACCACUCAAGAGUCUGUCGCCCGACAUGAGAAGUACGGCAAGAACCAACUCGAGACCUCUGGAGGCACCAAAUGGUGGCAAAUCCUCGUGCAGCAGGUCUCGAACAGUCUCACUGUCGUCCUGGUCAUCGCCAUGGCCAUCAGCUUCGGCACGUUCGACUUUAUCGAGGGUGGUGUUAUCACCGCUGUCAUCGUCUUGAACGUGGUCGUCGGCUUCUUCCAGGACUACCGCGCCGAACAGACUAUCCAAUCGCUCCUGGCAAUGGCUGCACCGGUGUGUAAGGUCAUCCGGGACCAAGGUGCCAUGACGACUAUCAAGGCCGAAGAGCUGGUACCGGGGGAUCUCGUCCAGCUCACCGUCGGCGACAUCGUCCCUGCAGAUCUUCGUUUGAUCAGCGGCGUCAACUUAGCUACCGACGAGGCCUUGCUCACUGGGGAGUCGAAGGCGAGUACCAAAGAUGCCGACGCUGUUCUGGAUGAAGUGGACGUGCCUGCUGGUGACCGCAUCAACAUCGCUUACUCCUCCACCGUGGUCACUCGCGGACGAGGCGCGGGCAUCGUCAUCAGCAUCGGCAUGCACACUGAGAUUGGCAAGAUUGCUCAGUUGCUGCGUGCAAAGAAGGAGAUUGCUAACAAGGAGGAAUCGUUCUUCAAGCGUGCCCUUCGUAAGAUCGGAAGCUCCACCAAGAGCGCGCUUGGUCUUGUCGGCACUCCUUUGCAAGUCAAGCUCUCCUGGUUCGCGCUCUUCUUGUUCGCCUUGGCCAUUCUGCUGGCCAUCAUCGUCUUCUCGGUCAGUCUGUGGGACAUUGACGAUGAGACCUUGAUCUACGGUAUCUGUGUCGCGGUGGCGGUGGUACCGGAGAGUCUUAUCGCGGUCUUGACCAUCACUAUGGCUAUUGGGUCCAAAGCUAUGGCGCGCGGAAACGUUAUUGUCAGGAAGAUGGGCGCUCUGGAGGCCAUUGGAGGAGUUACGAACAUCUGCUCUGACAAGACUGGAACGCUCACACAGGGCAAGAUGUUGGCAAGGAAGGCUUUCUUGCCGAGCGGCAAGAUGUUGGCGGUUGCGAAUGAGACGAGUCCAUUCGACCCGACCUCUGGCGAGCUUUCCUCCGAAGGCUCCAAAAUUUCUCUGGAAAGUGUGCAACAGGACGUGGAGCUGAGCAUGUUCUUCCAAACCAUGGCUUUGUGCAAUCUAUCAAAUGUUUUCCAGAAGACGGAAGACGAAGCAAAUGCUCAACCAACCUGGACCGCUACCGGGGAACCCACAGAGAUUGCACUUCAGGUCAUGGCCAUGCGUGCUGGUCACGCCAGGAAGGAAGUGGUCGAACGCGAGGGCAUGAGCUCCGUCACGGAACACUCGUUUGAUUCCUCGGUCAAACGUAUGACAACUAUCUUCCAGAGGAACAACGAACGGCAAAUGAUUGCAUUCACCAAGGGAGCCGUGGAAGUGCUCUUGCCGCUCAUGACCAUCUCGGACGACGUUCGCAAGAACAUCCUCGCUCGCGCGGAUGAGAUGGCUUCGACUGGUCUGCGAGUCUUGUGUCUGGCUUAUCGUGAGCUGUCUUCUGCCGAUUCGGAAUCUGCGAAAGAUCGAGCGUUUGUCGAGAACAAACUCACUUUUGCUGGUCUGGUUGGACUCUACGAUCCGCCUCGCAUGGAGUCUGCUGGUGCUAUCAAGCAGUGCCAGCAGGCUGGUAUCACUGUGCAUAUGCUCACCGGCGACCAUCUCAAGACCGCCACAUCCAUCGCAAAGGAGAUUGGCAUCCUUGGCUCGCACGUAGCCGGAUCGAAUACUGGUUCUGCUGUCAUGACAGCUCACCAAUUCGACCAGCUCUCCGACGAUGAGCUUGACGACCUCGAAACCUUGCCGCUUGUACUUGCUCGAUGUAGUCCUACGACCAAGCUACGCAUGCUCCACGCACUCCAUCGCCGCUCCAGGUUCUGCGCCAUGACGGGCGAUGGUGUUAACGACUCUCCUGCGCUGAAAGGUGCGGAUGUUGGUGUCGCCAUGGGUCUGAACGGCAGUGAUGUCAGCAAGGAAGCGGCAGAUAUGGUGCUGACCGACGAUAACUUCGCCUCCAUCGUCUCGGCGAUCAGAGAGGGAAGGAGGCUUUUCGACAAUAUCCAGAAGUUCCUCCUCCACCUUCUCAUUUCCAACAUCUCCCAAGUCAUUCUCCUCCUCGUCGGCCUCGCCUUCCAGGACCGCGACUCUAACAGCGUCUUCCCCCUCUCACCCAUCGAAAUCCUCUGGGCCAACCUCAUCACGUCCUCCUUCCUCGCCAUCGGCCUGGGCAUGGAGCAAGCCGCCGCCGACGUGAUGGUUCGCAAACCGCACUCCCUCAAAGCCGGCGUCUUCACUAGGGAACUGAUCACGGAUAAAUUCAUCUACGGCACUUUCAUGGGCUGUCUUUGUCUCGUCAACUACGUGAUCGUGGUCUUUGGCGUUGGCGAUGGAGAUCUGGGGUUCGAUUGCAACGAGAGUUACAACGACACCUGCAGCCUCACUUACCGCGCCCGCGGGACGGCAUACUCGACUCUCACCGUCCUCCUCGCCAUCAUGGCCUUGGAAGCAAAACACCUCACCCUCGGCCUCUUCAACAUGGAUCCCACGAAACCCGGCCUCACGUCCGUCUUCUCGACCGUAACGAAGAACCGCUUCUUGUUCUUCGCCGUGCUCGCCGGCAUGGUGACGCCUUUCCCGAUCAUCUAUCUUCCCGUCAUCAACCAGACGGUUUUCCGACAUCAUCCGUUGAGUUGGGAGUGGGGGCUGGUGUUUGGGAGUGUGGUGUGUUUUGUUGCGUUGGUGGAGGCGUGGAAGGGGGUUAAGAGGAGGAAGUUGAGGAAGGCGCGAGGCCGGGAGGAGGAGGAUGGGGUGGUGAAGACUGAGGAGAGUAGUAUUGCUUGA
Molecule: messenger RNA, 3195 nt
Organism: Saxophila tyrrhenica
Lineage: Eukaryota; Fungi; Ascomycota; Dothideomycetes; Mycosphaerellales; Extremaceae
Exons: 4
Coding region: 1-3195 (1064 amino acids)
Biological process (GO): intracellular calcium ion homeostasis; monoatomic ion transmembrane transport; sodium ion transport
Cellular component (GO): plasma membrane
Molecular function (GO): ATP binding; P-type potassium transmembrane transporter activity; ATP hydrolysis activity
Source: RefSeq, a predicted model, not a curated record